Messenger RNA from Ramularia collo-cygni, 1638 nucleotides. RefSeq lists its product as uncharacterized. The record is from RefSeq and is a predicted model, not a curated record. The transcript is spliced from 5 exons. Bases 1 to 1638 code for a protein of 545 amino acids. Lineage: Eukaryota; Fungi; Ascomycota; Dothideomycetes; Mycosphaerellales; Mycosphaerellaceae.
AUGCCUUGCGCACCACUUCCAGAAUACUCGACCAAAUGCGCCGCCAUACGUGACAAUGCGCUCCGAGCAGCGGUAUCGGACGAAGGUCAGCAGACACCGGGAGUGGAAAUGGACCAGAUAGCCUGCUUACGCUUCGCAGGCGGUAUUACACCCUUGCUGACGUGUUUCCUGCCUGCUCUACGAGCAGACGAACCGUUCCAGAUCUCGGUGCACAACUGGCUUGCUCAGCCAUCUUUCGGUUAUGAACGUACGAUCGGAAAUGGAUCCAGCAAGCAGGUCUGGCAGGUCAGGAUCGACAUUGAUGGCACCUGCAUAGCUGUCGAGCGAUACGUAGCAGGUGUGGUUUGGCCGCAGAUCAUCUCUUGCGCCACCCAGAACCUGGGUCUGUUUCCUAUUCACGGGUUGGUACCUUUACGCUUCCCGCCAUUUUAUCACAGCGUUACGCAGACCAACGUCUGGGAUCCGGCCGAUGAGACAGGCCGCAUCAUGGUCGAGCUCUCUGAAGGUUGUGUCGAUUACGUAGACGGCCAUGAGCACUUCACGAAACUCAAGAACUAUGCACUUUUCAACUUCCAGCCUGCACCAGUUGAAGUCUUGCAACGAGCGGGUAUCGCAUGGCCCAAUCCAGCAAUGUUUGAACAUCCACUCCCGCCUCGACCGGUCUCCCUGCGACAACAAUACAAUUUGGGAAUGAUCCCCGGGGAGAUGGCUGGAGAUCACAACGACCUGGCUCACCAGCGAAACAUGAGCUUGGCCAGCACGGCCAGCAGUCACUUGUCGUCUCCGUUCUUCUCUAGCAGCGCUGCCAUGCCCGGUCCACCACCACCCACACCUGCGACGAGCAUGACAUACGGGUUGAGCUCAGGAAGUGUCUGCGAUGAGAGUAGUCGUUCAACUUCAGCUUACUCCACCAUUCCAUAUUCCUCGCUACCCAUGCCGCACGACCAGCUGGGCCCAAUGGUCAGCAUACACGCGCCCUCAGGUGCUGUGCGGACCAUCCUCAAUACUGUCAAUGUUUCCAACGCCAAUCGCACUCUGUUUCCCAAUAUCCCUACUGGGUUUCAGGAGGACAGCAGUAUGCCGCCACCCCCAUUGCCACAACACGUAUUGGACGCCAAGCUAGAUGGAAAUCCUGAUCGCCGCGCCGUCACUUGCCCCGAUCUCCACUUGAUAUCUCAGCAGGAGCAACUUGCAUCGAAGCGGCGCAUAGAAUCUCGGUCGAAUGAGUCUGACGUGUCUAUGCAUGCAAGCUGCACGAGCUAUCCGAAUUGCACCUCCGAGGACGCCAAUGGCCACAUUCUUCAUUGCCCGCCGGCCGCUGUCCCAGGUCGAAACGAAKGGGACACUGUUAGCAAGACCGAUGACCGAGAUUACAUGUCAAUCGUCCUGAGUCCGCUCGUCGAAGAGGCCAGCGGCAACAACGCAGCACCACCCGACAGCAAAGAGCCGCCCAAAUUGUCAACAUCCAGCCCGGCGAACAGCAGCGGCAAAAAACGCACACGUGCCGCCACCCGCGCUCUUCUCAAUGUCAAUGGCAACGGUUCACCCGAGAAGACCGAAAAGGCCGUGGAAACCACACAACCAGCCAGCAAGGUCAGUAAAGUUUCGGUCAGCUUUUGCUCCAAAGAGCACCUAUAG